AUGGUCAAUUUAGUUCUGGGCCGCUUGUCUACCAACAAAAAUGGUGAUUUUGUUGAUAGUGAAGGCCGCAAGCUCACCUUAAAGGGCAUCAAUAUUGAUGCGAGUUCAAAGCUCCCAUUCACUCCAAAUAUCCCCAGUAGCUUCCCUUCCGCGAAUGAGCUAUUCUGGGAUGGUGAAAAUGUUUCCUUCGUGGGAAGACCUUUCCCUCUAUCCGAGGCAAGAACUCAUUUGUUGAGAAUUAAGUCAUGGGGGUUUAACGUCAUAAGAUACAUCAUCACUUGGGAAGCGAUAGAACAUGAAGGUCCGGGAAAAUAUGACGACGACUUUAUUGAAUAUACUUGCGAAGUGUUACGAAUCAUUCAAGAUAUUGGGGGAAUCUACGUUUUCUUCGACCCUCAUCAAGAUUGCUGGUCUCGUUUUUCUGGGGGAAGCGGUGCACCAUUAUGGACCUUUUAUGCUGCUGGCAUGGAUCCAAAGAAGUUUGGCGUUUGUGGAGCAUCUAUUUUACAUGGCGACUUCUAUGAUCCGGAUGAUAAAGAUCAUAGCCAGCAAGAUCCCGAAGUCUAUGCUAAGAUGCUUUGGCCCACCAAUUAUUAUAAGUUGGGAGCAGCAACAAUGUUCACAUUAUUUUUCAAUGGUAAGAUGUUUGCCCCUAAGGCAAUGAUUAAUGGUGUGAACAUUCAAGACUAUUUGCAGAGCCAUUUCUUCGACUCUUUCCAAUAUUUGCUCUCCCAAAUUAAGAGCAAACAUCCAGAAUAUUUCGAUGAAAUGAUUGUGGGUAUUGAAAUGAUGAAUGAGCCCAAUGUUGGUUUCUAUGGGACCUCAGACUUAAAGAAGAUUCCGCGCGAGAGAACUUUGAGAGUGGGGCAUACACCAACAUGGUAUGAUUGUUUGCAAUUGGGGGUUGGGAGAAAAUGUGUUGUGGACAAUUAUAAAAUUACCGUGUUUGGACCAAGAAAGACGGGUACAACUGAGAUUGAUCCUAUGGGAGAGACUGUAUGGUUAAGCCCAAGCAGUGGGAAAUCUUGGGAUACCAAGUACCAAUGGGACAGAGCCUCCUCUUGGAGACUAGGAGAGUGCCUUUGGGGUCAGCAUGGGUUAUGGGACCAUGUAACUGGAGAAAUAACUGAGCCAAACUUCUUCAAAGUGGAUCCUCACACUGGUCAAGAGCUUGAUAUUGAUUCGUUCACCAACGGUCCCUUUGUUGAGUAUUAUAUUAACUUCAAGGAAAAGAUGAGAUCAGUGCAAGACAAUAUUUUUAUUUUAUUACAUCCAGUGGUUUUCGGAAGACCGCCUAAAUUGGUUGAUAAGCCUGAAUUGAUAGAUGAUAAAAUAAUUUACGCCCUACAUUAUUAUGAUGGCCUCUCUUUAAUGUCUAAAACUUGGAACAAGAUUUAUAACGUUGAUACUUUUGGUAUAGUACGUGGCAAAUACUCAAAUCCGAUAUUUGGUCUAGUUUUUGGAGAAACGAAUAUCAGAAACUGCAUCAGAAGCCAAUUGAGAGAAAUGAAAUCCGAAGGGAAGAAAAACUUGGGGAAAUCAGUGGCAGCAAUUGUUACAGAAACUGGAAUGCCAUUUGAUAUGGAUGGAAAAGCAGCGUUCAAAGAUGGCAAUUACGACAAGCAGACCAGCGCUUUAGAUGCCCUUGGAUAUGCUUUAGAAGGUUCUGAUUUGUCCCAUACUUACUGGUGUUAUUGCUGGAUUAACUCUCACAAAUGGGGAGAUUCAUGGAACUGUGAAGAUUUCUCGUUUUAUUCUCCUGAUGAUAUGAAUUCAAUAGAAGAUGAUAACAUUACAGUAUCUUCUGAAGAAGAACAGAAGAAAAGGCGCGAUACUGAAUCAGAUGAUGCUGAAACAACCAGUAUGAUGGCAGCACCCGUCUUGGCUGACGCUACCGCUUCGUUCCAGCCAGCGACUCGCAACGGGGUUCGUGCUGCAAAUGCAAUCAUCAGGCCGUACGCCCUAAAGAUUCAUGGAACUAGCGUUGAACACUGUGAAUUUGACAUGAAGAAUCAACUAUUCAAAUUAAAAAUUGGAAGUGCCAUUUCUUGCUUCUCAGCCACCGAAUGUGGUGGUCCUAGUAUCUGUACAGAAAUUUACUUGCCAAAGAGACAUUUUAAGUUGGAAAAUUAUCAAGAAUAUUUAGAUGUCAAGCUAAGUUCUGGGGAAUUUGUGGUAGAUGUAGAUUCAGAGAUCUUGAAAUGGUAUCAUGGGCCAGGAAAACAAGAAAUAGAAAUAUCCAAUUAUUCUGGUGCCAUGGGGGCAUCGUCAACAAAUGAUUUUGUGUGCCUGUUUGGCAAUAUUUUAGGUUGGAAUUGA
Messenger RNA from Saccharomycopsis crataegensis, 2319 nucleotides. It is a transcript of the gene EGH1, whose product is annotated as hydrolase. Gene Ontology annotation, biological process: ergosteryl 3-beta-D-glucoside catabolic process; carbohydrate metabolic process. NCBI's taxonomy places the organism in Eukaryota, Fungi, Ascomycota, Saccharomycetes, Ascoideales, Saccharomycopsidaceae. The record is from RefSeq and is a predicted model, not a curated record. The transcript has a single exon. Gene Ontology annotation, molecular function: steryl-beta-glucosidase activity. Bases 1 to 2319 code for a protein of 772 amino acids.